AUGGCAAUAAGAUUGUGCCCACUUCUACUACUCGUUCUGUCGUCGUCACUAGCUCUCGUCUCCGGAAACAUUAUCUUCCCGUCAGAUGCAGAUGCAGAUGCAUCAGCGAAUUUAUCCACUCUGCAAGAUACUGUUCAAGACCUAAUGCGAAGGACCGAACCAUUCUUCGAUGGGGGUAUCGCAACUGUGGCUCAAGUACCGUCGGAUACACCGGAAUUGCAAUUUUGCUUAUUUGCAACUUUGAUAUUGUUGGAUCAGGCUGUUCCUGGCGGACUGGCGGCUCCUUUUGCGUCCGAAACGGCUCUCUUUUGUCUUCUUGGCAAUGACUGCGACUUCUCUCCCACUAGUUACUCUAUUGAGGCCGCAUCGAACUGCGAAGCUGUGAAUGGAACAUUGAGAUCGGGAGACAUUUAUCUGUGUAAUGAUGAAUUUGGGACAACAGGGCUUGGGGCUGAUACCAAUGUGAAAAUGUCGAAUAUUCCAGUUUGUCUGGACCCAAUCUGUGCAGAAGAUAUCACCUUUCAACGGAUGCUGAAAACUUUGUUUGAACUAGGAUCAGAUGACGAUAAUUCUUUUGAAAAGACCUUUACUGGCCAGUGCGCUCCAAUUGAAAUCGAAUGGAGAAUACCCACAACACCGUUCCCAGGCAGGACCGCAAAAGUGGGAGAUACGGUAACCUUCAACUAUGAGAACUUUCAUAAUGUAUACAUUCAUCCAACUGGAGAUUGCGAUGAAAUGGGAAGUGUUCUGGUGGGUGAGAAUGCCGGGCCUGCUUUGUAUACCUUUUCAGAGGAGGAUGCUGGACAGACAAUCACAUUUGCUUGCGACAUUGGGAGCCAUUGCGAAGCUGGACAAAUCAUAUCCUUUCAAGUGGAAGAAAUCACUACCGCUCCGACCAUGACACCCACAGUAGCAUCCACCUUGCUUCCAGCCGAAGACUUCAAGACUGGAAUUGACAACGGCGAAUAUGAUUUAAUUCUUGACGUUCGCACUAGAGCCGAAUGGGAAGCUGGUCAUAUUGUAGGUGCAACCUUUGCUGACAGCCUGGCCUCUUUUGGUACUUCAACGCAUACUGGCGCAGUGCCAUCCGACUUUGCGGGUUGUGAGUUCUGCACUAUUGCAGUGUAUUGCCGAAGUGGAGCACGCUCCAGAGUUGCCAUCCAAAUUUUGGCAAGCAAUGGCUUUGAAGGUCAGCUUUAUAAUGCCCAAGGUGUCAACCAAUGGCAAGCUGCAGGAUUUCCCCUUGUGAACGAUGAUUCCAUUGUACCGCCAUGCACAACGUCUGAAGACGAAAGUUGUCCAGGAACUGGGUCUCCAUCGUCGUCACCAUCCAAGGCGCCAUCUGAUGCUCCAGUACUUGUUCUACCAAUUCGCAAAGUUCCCAAAACGACAGACAAAUUCGCACUGAAGAUCAAGAGGACCACUCCUGGGACCAACUUUGUCCAAGCCAACGGGAUGAUGAUUCGUGGAGGCGGGGGAAGAAGACAACUUUCCUCGUACUAUCCACAAGAACUUCCGUCAAGUGACUAG
Cylindrotheca closterium is the source of this 1530-nucleotide messenger RNA. NCBI's taxonomy places the organism in Eukaryota, Bacillariophyta, Bacillariophyceae, Bacillariales, Bacillariaceae. The record is from the annotation of a GenBank genome assembly.